UCACAGAAAUGCGAUUAUGACUGAUAAAUUUCACUAUCUCUGAGCUUAAGCCGUUUCAAGUUUGCCAGAGAAACAUAUUUGCCUCGAUUUAAUACGACGAAAAGACGUAGAUAAGUGAUAUCAAUCCGUUGUUGUGGUUUCUUGGGUUUAAAUACUUCCUAUUUUCAGCGCGUUCAACGCGUAAGACCUAUUGACGUUAAGUUCAAUGUUUGAUAUUUUACCUGCGGUUGUCAGAAGCUGACAAGAGUUAUUGGUAUAAGAGGAUUUGGUUGGCCAGUAAAAACGUAUGUUUGCAUUGGCGGGGAAACCGCUUUUUAAUGCCUACGCCACAGACGAUAACAUCGUACAUUUAUGUAGAACUCUGACAGUGGAAGAGGUCGGCACUCUGCAUGAACGAAAAUUAUACCAAUGCGUCACAGUGAUCAUACGACGUCCAAACAUUAACUGGAUUUCAAGGGACUCAUAUUUUAACCUAAAUAAAGUCUUGGUUCUGCAACUGUUCCAGGGUUGUUCUUCAGUGUCAAAAAUGAUUUCAGCUGUUGCAGAUUCAUGUUCUGUUCGUUUGGACAAAGCGAAUGGAAAAGUCUACAAAUUUCAUGCACUUGUUUUCAACCAAGAUGCUCAAGGAAAUAAUAAAGGGGCAUACCUCGACCGGAAAAAGGAAAAUCCCUCCGGACCAGCGACGAGGAGUAUACUCUCCCAGCAGCCAAAGACAGAAUGGAAAUGCGCAUACAACGAACUUUUAAGCGGAAGAAAAGAUAUGCAGAGACAAAACGACGACCCUUUGUCUGGUCCAAUUAGGAAAAAAUCCAAACCGUCUGAAGACUCGACAGAUGAACCUGAUCAUGAAACGAAGACAGAGAGACAAAGAGUGCGUUUCAAAGGAGUUGAUGAUUCUGAGACGGAGACUUCAACGUGUCCAGCCUGUAAACAAAUCAUCGUCAAGGAAACAGAAGAAUACGACUCCCUCAUGGAAAAAUCGAAAGAAGACCUGGUAGCCAUGGUGAUGAAUCUCAGCUUAAAUCUACAAAACAGAAGACGAAAACUUGGAUACUGUCCAUCUGAAAAAGACAUCGCUGAACUCAGAAAGCAGUUGAACAUCAGCAAAACAGAACAAACAGCUCCUAAAACAAGGCCAACAAGAACAAGACGCCGGUCUUCUUCCAGAAAGAGAUUAACAUCUGUAUGAACAGAAUUAUUGCUAUGAUCGAGGAAAUAAUGGACAAGAGGAGAAAGACCCUGAGAAAGUAAUGUAUGAAAAUUUGGAGAAAUUAGAUAUGGACUCAUGGAACCUAACGAAGAACUUUUAAUAAAGAACUUUUAAUUUAUUAAAUUAAGGAAUUUUUCAAUUCGUAAAUUGUAUGAAAGCUCCAAGCUAAAAAAAAGAAAAAGUUAAAAGUACGCAGAGAGAUUUCGUCUUUCAAAUUAACCACUAGUGUGAUGUUAGUUAAGUAGAAAGAGACUAACUUAGUCAUAGUAGUAUGCAUUUAGAGUAUGAUUCCUUGAAAGGACGUGAGUUGCACAAAAAGAGCAGAAAAAAAAGUUUACCUUAGAGAUGUCUUGGGAAUAUGCCGUGUAUGUAUCCUAGCAUGGCAUAUACACAGCAAUUACCGCUGUCCAAUAACAAUAAAAAUGAAAGAGCCAAUCAGAAAUAGAGGCUUUGCCCGCCAAACGGUUAAAAGCAAGGCAGAUGACUUUUCGAGAUGAGCAAGGCCAGGCUUGGCUUCACCUCGCAUUCGUUUAAAUUAAGAAAUAAUAGAGAGAUUAUUAGAUUAUUAAUAUUUAUUGCACGAGUUCUUUAGAACUUAUAUACAUUUUGUGCACGGAAAGCCACCAACAACUUAAAUUAAUGAUAAUGGUUUUCAUGUAUACGAAUUGUACAAAGUAGCAUGGUCCAACUUUCGAAAACAAAAUGGGACAUACACGGAAAAAUUUAUUAGACUAUGAUAGUCCAUCAAUAUCAUAAACUAAGAGAAGGAGCAAUAAAAUUCUCUUAUAAGUUUA
Messenger RNA from Pocillopora verrucosa, 2004 nucleotides. RefSeq lists its product as uncharacterized. NCBI's taxonomy places the organism in Eukaryota, Metazoa, Cnidaria, Anthozoa, Scleractinia, Pocilloporidae. The record is from RefSeq and is a predicted model, not a curated record.